Vicia villosa (hairy vetch) is the source of this 1368-nucleotide messenger RNA. RefSeq lists its product as uncharacterized. Gene Ontology annotation, molecular function: catalytic activity. Bases 1 to 1368 code for a protein of 455 amino acids. Lineage: Eukaryota; Viridiplantae; Streptophyta; Magnoliopsida; Fabales; Fabaceae. The record is from RefSeq and is a predicted model, not a curated record. The transcript has 2 exons.
AUGUCCAGUGGGUUGCUCAUUCUUUGGAAGGAAGAUUCGUUAGAGGUGAUUUCUAGUUUCAAAGAAGAUGGUUUCUUGGGGAUAAAAGUUUUAUGGAAGGAAUACUACUACUAUAUUAUCAAUGUUUACUCAUCGUGCGCUUUGAAUAAAAAGAUUGAUAUGUGGGCCAAGUUGUUGGAUUUGAAGGAGAAUUUUAAUGAUGGGGAGUGGAUCAUUGGAGGAGAUUACAAUGCUAUAAAACAUCAAAGAAAGGGUAGUUCUUAUAAUGUCAACGCGAACGAAAUUAAUCCCUUUGCGGAUUUUAUUGUUAAAAGCAAUUUGGUGGACAUUUCGUGCAAAGGGGAAAAAAUUUCUUGGUAUAAUGGAGAUGGCUUAUCUAUGAGUCGUAUUGAUAGAUUUCUUGUCUCGGAUAACAUUGUGAAUAGAUGGGGUGUUGUUGGUCAAUUAAUUAGCCAAAGGGAUAUUUCAGACCAUUGUCCUAUUUGGUUAGUUAUGGACAAUAAUAAUUGGGGGCCUAAACCGUUCAAAUUCACUAAUGAAUGGUUUUCUUAUAACUCCUUCAUUCCUUUCGUGGAGAAGGAGUGGAAUGAGAUUAAGGUGGAAGGUAGAGGAGAUUUUGUCUUAAAGGAAAAACUCAAGUUGCUAAAGUCUAGAUUGAAAUGGUGGAAUAAAGUGGUUUUUGGAAAGAUAUAUUUGGAGGUGGAGGAAAAGGUGAGGGAAAUAAAUUAUGGGGAUGAUUGUUUGGAAGACAUAUUAGAUGGUAAUCAUUCCGAUUUACUUCUUAAUAGGAAGGAAGAGACAAGAUCUUUUUGGUUGAAUUUGAGGAUAAAGGAGAAUAUCUCAGCUCAAAGAUCAAAAGUUAAAUGGCUAAAGGAAGGGGAUUGUAAUAGUGGUUAUUUUCAUAAGGUUUUGAAGGAAAGAAGAAUUCAUAAUCAUAUUGGACCGAUCUCUUCUUCGGGUUCUAUUAUCGAGUCGGUAGCGGAGGUUAAAGAGGAGGUUCAGAGUCAUUUUGCUAACAAGUUUGUGGAGGUGGAUAGAGUGAGGAUAGGGUUGGAGGGUAGUUUCUUGAAUCAAAUUAGCAAGGAGGAGAGAUUGGCGCUUGAAUUUCCUUUUCUUGAAGAUGAGAUUAAAGAGGCCAUUUGGAAUUGCGGUUGUAUGUAUAAGGCGAUUGCCAAGCUUUUGGCGGGUAGAUUGAAAAAAGUCUUACAUUCCGUGGUUUCCUCGUGCCAAAGUGCUUUUGUGCCAGGAAGACAACUUCUUGAUGGAGUUUUAGUGGCUAAUGAGGUGGUUGAUUUUGCUAAAAAGGGAGGCCGAAAUUGUCUUCUUUUCAAAGUGGAUUUUGAGAAGGCUUAUGACAAGGUGAAUUAG